This is a messenger RNA of Spizellomyces punctatus DAOM BR117, 183 nucleotides long. RefSeq lists its product as uncharacterized. The record is from RefSeq and is a predicted model, not a curated record. The coding region runs from base 1 to 183 and encodes 60 amino acids. NCBI's taxonomy places the organism in Eukaryota, Fungi, Chytridiomycota, Chytridiomycetes, Spizellomycetales, Spizellomycetaceae. The transcript has a single exon.
AUGAACGAUGACAAUGACGAUGAAGAAGAAGACCGUAUGGAGGAGAACACAGUGAGAAACGACAACAGAGAAGAAGACCAGGAGGUAGAUGGAGACGAGGAAAUGGCUGGGCAGGAAGACGAGAUUAUUGAGAAAUGCAUUUGUCAAAGAAAGACCAUAGAAAAGGUUCAAUUCCCACAUUGA